AUGGCGCCCCCAACAUCAACAACUCUGAUUUCCCCUGCAGAGCUCUCAUAUUUGCGGUCCUCUCUUGCGCUUAAUCCGCCUAUUCGACCUGAUGCGCGCUCGCCGACACAGUUUCGCCCGCUAGUGGCAGAAAUCGACAUUCUUCCAUCCACUAAUGGCUCGGCGCGAAUGAUUUGGGGAGAUGGGGGUGAAUGCGUUGUCGGGGUCAAGGUCGAGGUUGAGCCCACGGAGCUCACUGCAGAUGGAAAGAGGAAGAAUUGGGUUGAGAUUGGCGUAGAGGUUCAAGGACAGAGGGACGAUGAUCCUUUGGGGGUGUUCUUGGGCAUGACAGUUACAGAGAGUUUACUUACGCCCUCUUCUACGCUCACAGAGAGGCUGGCCAUUACUAGCAGAUUUCACUGGAAGAUGUACAUUGAUAUCCUGUUAAUAACACCACCUCUUUCGCAUCCAGGGACACUGCUAUCCCUUUCUACAAAUCUCGCUCUUCGUUCAACCAGACUUCCGCGACUAACUUCAGAAGCGGAUGAAGAUCCUAUGUUUGACGAUGAUUGGGAUGCCUCAGUUCCCCUGUACCAGGCCUCUAACCAACUCCCGCCUAUCACUCUGCUGGUAUUGAGUGUGGGUGACAAUAUUUUCUUUGAUCCGACCAAAGAAGAGCUUGCUGUUGCCGAUUGUGUCCUUGCAGUUUCUUUGGCUACCAAUUCAGCCAAGGAUACCCCGAAAGUUAUUGGCGUGCGAACACUUGAGUCUGGCAGUGGAGGGAUAGUAACAACCGCUGGAGCAAAGGACGUUGGCAGCGGAGGUGCGGCCGUUGAAGCUACAAGCAUGGGAGGUGUUAAAAGGACAGUUGUCAAGAAGAUAAUCAAGGAGAGCUUGAGCGUUGGAAAGGAGGUCUUUGGAAGUUUACAAGGCGUUGUGGAUGCGAACCACUAG
Morchella importuna is the source of this 933-nucleotide messenger RNA. RefSeq lists its product as uncharacterized. The record is from RefSeq and is a predicted model, not a curated record. The coding region runs from base 1 to 933 and encodes 310 amino acids. The transcript has 2 exons. Gene Ontology annotation, cellular component: cytoplasmic exosome (RNase complex); nuclear exosome (RNase complex). Lineage: Eukaryota; Fungi; Ascomycota; Pezizomycetes; Pezizales; Morchellaceae. Gene Ontology annotation, biological process: exonucleolytic trimming to generate mature 3'-end of 5.8S rRNA from tricistronic rRNA transcript (SSU-rRNA, 5.8S rRNA, LSU-rRNA); U4 snRNA 3'-end processing; nuclear mRNA surveillance.